Peronospora matthiolae is the source of this 447-nucleotide messenger RNA. The record is from the annotation of a GenBank genome assembly. NCBI's taxonomy places the organism in Eukaryota, Oomycota, Peronosporomycetes, Peronosporales, Peronosporaceae.
AUGGUCACGAUUGAUCCCUUCGGCGCUUGUUUCGUCGAAGCUUUUCCGGAAUAUAUCCAGAAGGGAUACGACAUCCGGCCAACUAUUGCUGUGACGAGAGCAAACAUGGAUUUUCCAGAGAUCCACGAAGCCGUGCGGCUUGGUCGACUGAAACCUGAUGGCAAGAUACUGAAGAAUUUGUCACAGCUUGUCAAUACUGAAGUUGCUAUUCAUCCCGUGUGGUACCUCCCUGAAGUGGCCAAGCAGUUUGACACGAUGGAGGCCAAUUUUCGCCAGCAGAUAUUCCAGGAGACUAAUGGCAUGUACUCAGAAUUGGUCACGACGCCGUCAACAUCGAAUCAGAAUUGUUCAUAUUUAUGUCAUCAUCGACUGCAACAGAAACUGCUCGACGACCUGACACAAUUUGUCGUCGAGAGAUUUGAUACGGCCAUUCUAGAUGUAUGCUAG